UUAUUUUUGAGUUAUUUACAUUGACAGUGAUGUAAAAUGUUCUAUUAAAGAUGUAUGAGAGGUUAUGUAAAGUGUAUUUGAAAAGAGUACAAUUAGUUAUUAGUACUGUAGUGAACAAGAACACCAAUGAGGACAAUCGAAUGCAUUUGACAACAAAUUAUAGAACUAGUUAGUUGAAUCUAUCAACCAUUUAAUAAACUUUCAAUUUUCAAAUUGUUCAUCAAUAGUCUCAAAUGACUUAGAAUUCCUUCGUUCAUGCAUUUUCAUACAAAUUGCAUUCUUUCUUCAUUUUUUGUUGUUCGAUCUUCUCGUCUCUCUGCUGCCAGACAUUCUGUUCAUGACUCACUUCCUAUACUAUUUAUGUCUACAUAAAUAGCACACACCACAGUACCACAUUGAACAUAAUUUUCUGAUGAGAUAAAAUAUUCAACACGAUUAAAUUACUAAAUAUGUCCCAGUAAUGAAAGCACAGUAUUCAAAACUACAUCACUUUAAUCAAUAUACUUACCAAAAUAGAAAGAUAAUAACAUUUACUUGGUCAAAUUACUUUUUGAUAAAACUCAAGAAAAAAGAUCUAUAAAAUAAAACAGAUCAAUAACAAAUUGAACAUGUUUUAAAAUAUAAACAAAUAAUUCAUUAUUAUAUUGAAUUUCUAUUUCAUUUUAUCUAUUGCAUAUUAAAACAAUGAUGAACAUUGAAUAGUUAAAUACGAAAAAGAAUCGGAUAAACCAGAACCGUCAAUGAAUGUGGACAUCACGAAGAAACGUGUUAUAGAAGAAAAACGUUAUACUGGUCAUUUGAAUACGGCAGGAGGUCAACCCGCCUGGAAAAUAGUAGUUAUUGGAAUGAGCUAUCUUGUGAUAUUCAUUUGCAUUUGUAUGUGUAUAUAUUUUACAAUUAAACAUUAAAUCAAAUGUGUGUUUCCCAUUUAUGUAUGACAUAAUGUUUUCUUGUACAGAAAUAAAUAAAACCAUUGUAUAGAAUUUAUUAUAACUUGUGAAUGUUUUCCG
Molecule: messenger RNA, 1010 nt
Organism: Schistosoma spindalis
Lineage: Eukaryota; Metazoa; Platyhelminthes; Trematoda; Strigeidida; Schistosomatidae
Source: the annotation of a GenBank genome assembly